This is a messenger RNA of Polychytrium aggregatum, 312 nucleotides long. RefSeq lists its product as uncharacterized. Gene Ontology annotation, cellular component: histone deacetylase complex. Gene Ontology annotation, biological process: regulation of DNA-templated transcription. The transcript is spliced from 2 exons. Gene Ontology annotation, molecular function: protein binding; transcription coregulator activity. Bases 1 to 312 code for a protein of 103 amino acids. The record is from RefSeq and is a predicted model, not a curated record. Lineage: Eukaryota; Fungi; Chytridiomycota; Chytridiomycetes; Polychytriales.
AUGGUCCAGCCGCUGCUCCCGACAGUACCAUCGUCGAAGAAGAAAAAGCAUCCGUCAGCCAAGCGCCUGGACGCUGCAGAGCCAGACUGGGCCCCCAAGAUGGACUUUUCGAAGGUUAGCGACAGGAUCCUAAAGAAGUACAAGCGGACGUACAGCAUCAAGAUCAAGGCAAAGGAGACCCCGGAGGAACUGGUCGGCUCGGUCACAAAGCACUUCCACUCGCAGGUCGUCAGCGAGCGCGACGUUCUGCCAUAUUUUCUCUACUGCAUACACAACCAAGGUAGGCCAUCGAUUCAGGUCAAGCAUCGGUAG